This is a messenger RNA of Polypterus senegalus (gray bichir), 1858 nucleotides long. It is a transcript of the gene asb6, whose product is annotated as ankyrin repeat and SOCS box containing 6. The record is from RefSeq and is a predicted model, not a curated record. Lineage: Eukaryota; Metazoa; Chordata; Cladistia; Polypteriformes; Polypteridae. Gene Ontology annotation, cellular component: BRCA1-BARD1 complex. Gene Ontology annotation, molecular function: protein binding. The transcript has 7 exons. The coding region runs from base 214 to 1524 and encodes 436 amino acids. Gene Ontology annotation, biological process: protein ubiquitination; intracellular signal transduction.
GCUGCAUGCCCGCGUUUGCCUGAGUGGCGCUCGCCGAUGUUCGGCUUUUAUUAUUAACGUGCCUAGCAGUGCGAGCGAAGGGGAAUUACAGAGCCUAAUAAUCCUCCACCUGGCGGGCAGUCUCUUUUGUGUUUAUGUUGGUGUGCGGAACUGCUGAGGAUGAUUCCAUUAUGUUAAACAGACUGCAGCUUGAAAAUUAAUGUUGGGUUUACUAUGCCUUUCCUUCACGGAUUCCGUAGGAUCAUAUAUGAAUAUCAGCCACUUGUUGAUGAGAUCUUGCAGGCAUUAGGCAUCGAUGAUGGUGUGGAUUCACAGGCCGGUACGGCCUCAGAGAUAGAUGGCAGUGCCUACAUCACUCUGAGAGAAGUCCUUGAGAGAGAGUCCCAGUCUAGCCUCUUCAAAGAGGGGAUCAGCUAUGCAUUAUUUAAGGUUGCUGAGACCCAGCUAGUGAAUGCUGCAGAGCUGCUGCUUCAGUAUCAGGCCGAUCUUAGCUUUGAAGAUCCUGUCUCUUACUACAACCCCCUGCAUAAUGCGGUGCUGAGAAAUCAGGCUGUAAUGGUAGAAACAUUGGUGCGCCAAGGAGCCAGUAUCAAUAAACGGGAUCGGAUUCAUGAAAGUAGCCCAUUGGAUCUGGCUAGUGAGGAAACAGAAAGGCUGCCCUGCCUGAGAACUCUUCUUGACCUUGGAGCUGACGUCAAUGCUGCUGACAGAAAUGGAAAGACAGCAUUACUCCAUGCGUUGGCUAGCAGUGAUGGUGUCAUGGUCCACAACAUUGAGAAUAUUCGCUUGUUGCUGGAAAGAGGGGCUGAUGCAAACGCCAUGACACGUGAUGGUGAAACUGCGCUUUCUUUCGUGGUUUUCCUCGUUAAGGAGGCUCUAGAUGGAAGGCCAGAAGAUGCACCACAUAUUCAUUACUUCUGUCAGGAAGUGGCUCAGCUGCUUUUGACUUACGGAGCAGACCCCAGCCGCUGUCGUGAAGAUGAAUCCUCGCUUAUGGAAACGUGCUUGGAGCAUUUCGAUUUGCAUUUCUCCUUGGCCUUGCAACUUUUACAAGGCGGUGCUUCGUUCUUCUGCACCAUGCACAGCCCACCUUGUUGGUCUGGCUUUGUGCUCAUCUUCCAGCGACUGUGCUCUGCAGUGCAGGAGUUGAAAGACAACACUGUUGCUGCCGGUGAGGUUAUACUCAAAGCGGAAUCCAUCCUGGACUUUGUGAUUGCAACUUCACUGGAUGUCAGGAUACCAAAAGACUUUGUAAUUUCUGUUGAAAACUGUGGUAUUCACGCCCAGAAGAUCUUGAGCAUCUAUGCUCGCUUGAAAGACCUUGAACACACCCCAGCACCUCUAAAACACCUCUGCAGGCUGCAUAUACGUCAACAGCUACAACUUUUAAACCUGAAGCAGAAAGUUGAGAGACUGCCUCUCCCAGACAGGCUGAAGGAGUACCUCCUCCCUACACUGCAGUUUUCAGAGGCGGCUGGCACUUGCAAUGGCUGCCACAGGGUACACCCAAAUGACACGGCCUAAAUGCUUACAAAGGCCUUCCCUGCUAGCUGAUGCUCUGUUUAAUAAACUGCCUCUAAGCACACAGGGCUAUGCCUAGCUAAACGUUCGGAUCUUUACUGGAAUUGGAUUAGUAGUGAUUUAGCCAUUUAGUGGCUCAUAUAUAUUGACUUGGUAUAUUUUUUUUUUUUUCUUUGCAUGUUAUGUUUUGGUGGGGGUCCUCCUAAUGUAGUCAAGUAGACAAUAAAAAUAAGCAAAACUCAUGACCAACUACUAUCAUGUAAAUAAAUAUAUGCUCCACGUGUAACCUUGACACUGCCGAGCGGAGCUUUUCUUAAAAUAAAUAAGUCUGCCUCUA